CAUUAAUUAUUGAUCAGCAAUUAUAGAGAAACAUAAUCAUACAAUGUGCAAUCGUUAAAAGUGAUUUUCACUGAUCUGUUUUAAGCUCUGCCUCAUCUCUACCUACUUGUCAUGCGCGGCGUAAAAGCACGUGCCGAUGUUUAACUUUAACGUUUGCUUUCCUUCCCGUUUAAACAGGGUUUGUCAUCUUAAUCUGAGCGAAGUCCAACCUACAAUCCGCACAGUCUAUUCAAAGGAACGGGCCCUUUGUCUGGGGGUCACCGUGUCUCAGAUCAGUCGUCCGUUAUGGCACCGCUGAAGUUUUGCGCCAACAUUUCUUGGCUGUUUUGCGAGCUUCCCAGCUUCACGCAGCGACUCCACGCGGCAGCUGCGGCCGGCUUUCGAGCGGUGGAAGCAGCCUGGCCAUACGAUACUGAAGUUAGUGAACUGCAGGAAGCGAAAGAACAAGCGGGAGUCGAGGUGGUGCUCCUCAACACACCGCCGGGUGACACCAAAAAUGGAGAUCUGGGACUUGGAGCUGUUCCUGGCAGGCAGCAAGAAUUUCGAGAUGGCUUGGAUCUUGCAGUGAAAUACGCUAAAGCUCUCAACUGCAGCAGGAUCCACCUGAUGGCUGGAAGAGUUCCUGCUGGUGCUGAUCGAACAGUUGUUGAAAAAGAUAUGGAGGCCACUUUCAUAGAAAAUCUAAGAUAUGCUGCUGAUGUUUUGGUCAAGGAAGGAAUUGUAGGAUUGGUUGAGCCAAUAAACACAAGAAUUACUGAUCCCAGAUAUUUCCUAAAUACACCACAUCAAGCGGCUGAAAUAUUGCAGAAAGUUGGGCACUCAAAUUUAAAGCUGCAAAUGGACCUCUUUCACUGGCAGAUUAUGGAUGGAAAUCUUACUCAAAAUAUCAAAACUUAUUUUCCACUUAUAGGGCAUGUCCAAAUAGCACAGGUCCCUCAACGUAAUGAACCAGACUCACCAGGGGAACUUAAUUUCAGUUACAUAUUCAGCCUGCUGGAAGGCCUUGGUUACCAAGGAUUCAUUGGUUGUGAAUAUAAACCAAUAAAUACCACUGAAGAAGGUUUGGGAUGGCUGAGACGAUACUGGAAUUUACAUUAAAAAGAUGCAACUCUGAAUCUGUGAUUAUUCUAGAAACUUACACUUUCUGACUGUAUAGUGGUCCAUUAAUUAAUUGGACUUUUAUGCACUUCAGUUGUGCUGUAACAAUCCUAAAAUAAUUAAACAGAUCUUUACAUACAA
Messenger RNA from Polypterus senegalus (gray bichir), 1239 nucleotides. It is a transcript of the gene hyi, whose product is annotated as hydroxypyruvate isomerase. Gene Ontology annotation, biological process: glyoxylate metabolic process. The record is from RefSeq and is a predicted model, not a curated record. The transcript has 8 exons. NCBI's taxonomy places the organism in Eukaryota, Metazoa, Chordata, Cladistia, Polypteriformes, Polypteridae. Gene Ontology annotation, molecular function: hydroxypyruvate isomerase activity. Bases 286 to 1098 code for a protein of 270 amino acids.